Molecule: messenger RNA, 1198 nt
Organism: Papilio polytes (common Mormon)
Lineage: Eukaryota; Metazoa; Arthropoda; Insecta; Lepidoptera; Papilionidae
Product: peroxisomal membrane protein 2
Exons: 4
Coding region: 247-813 (188 amino acids)
Cellular component (GO): membrane; cytoplasm
Source: RefSeq, a predicted model, not a curated record
UGACAACAUAAAUCUGCAAGACACUGUCACAAAGUCCUAUUGGAAUUCGUUUUGUUUUGCCAGUUUUGCCCGCACAGUAGUUGAUAAGUACAAGUAAUGAUAACGGACUUAUCAUUAUAAACUUUGAUCUAUAGAUACCGCCUUGUUCUCGCUCCUUCCGUUACAGGAUUGUAUUGUAAUCAAAAUUUUCAAGAACUGUUCGUAAACAUAUAAAUUUAACAUUUAAAAUAAGGAAGAUUGUGCAAAAUGGCUCUAUCAAAACCAAUCAUGAAUCUGGUAGCAUCCUAUUUACAAAACUUGUAUCUACAUCCUAUUAAAACUAAAGCAAUAACAAGUUGUGUGGUGGGAUCAGCUGGGAGUGUUGCAUCACAACUUGUGGCUGGUCAACCACUGAGAUUAGAUCCUGUAUUGGCUUUUGGACUAUAUGGAUUAUUAUUUGGAGGCACAAUACCACAUUAUUUCUAUGAAAUAUUAGAAAGAAUAUUCCCUGAAGAUGCUGUUGCUUUUCCGUUGGCCAAGAAAUUAUUAUUUGAAAGAGCAAUCUUUGCACCAAUUAUGCAAGCUUUUUCAUUAUACACAUUAUCAAGGUUUGAGGGAAAGAAUCACAAUGCUGCGUUGAAGCAGCUGUUUUCUCUGUAUUAUUCAGUUCUUGAAGCAAACUGGAAAUGGCUUACUCUGUUCCAAAUCAUCAACUUGGCAUUUAUUCCACCAAUGUUGAGAGUGCUGUUUAUGAAUCUCGUUGGAUUCGGUUGGGCAAUGUUCAUCGCAACCAAACGACGUGAACAGAGUCAAAAGAAGAACUCUGGCAACUAAGACAUUUUAGACUUCAAGUUUUUAUGAAAAAAACUUAUGGUAUGGAGUGUUAAUGAUUGGGAUGGAAGGUGGCGGUUAUUUUUACGUGUUUAAUGCAGGGAAAGAUAUAUUAGGAUUUUAUAAUUUCUGUAUCCUUGAGUUAUUAAGAUUGUAUUGUUAAAAGAUACAUUUCAAUUUAAUUGAAGAGGCUGUGAAGCAAAAAAUCAUUCAAAGUUCAACCUUAUCUGAUUCAUCUAGUUCUUUGUAUUAAACAGUACAUUAAUAUAACAUAAUUCUGCAGUAAUGUAGAAGUAUUCAAGUGAUUAUAGGUUAUGUAUAAGUGUAACAUGUUUGCAAUCCUAAUAUAUUUAAUAUUUGAUGCAUUUUUUGAAAGAAAUAAUUGUUA